Vicia villosa (hairy vetch) is the source of this 1397-nucleotide messenger RNA. RefSeq lists its product as uncharacterized. The transcript is spliced from 4 exons. NCBI's taxonomy places the organism in Eukaryota, Viridiplantae, Streptophyta, Magnoliopsida, Fabales, Fabaceae. The record is from RefSeq and is a predicted model, not a curated record. Bases 521 to 1237 code for a protein of 238 amino acids.
UAGAAAACAAAAACACAUAGACAACAACAUAAGACUGUAUGAGUGCAACCCGGACAUGGGGCCAACUGUAAUCGAAUAGAUCACCGUCACAACAUUUCCCAAAUUCAAAUCAAGACACCGCAUUUCACCGAAAGAUUCACAAGGAUCUUCCUUUCAACAAAUCUCAACAACAACAUUGUUAUUACUAUUUCACUCCAUUUUUUUGUUUCAUUCUAUAGCCCUCAUCUUCAUUUCCAUCUCUCUAGGGUUCAUUCUUCCCCUUUUCUCAAUACAAUAAGGUUUAGUCCUUUCAAGGGAUUAUUACAUUUAUGUUUUGGGAGGAAGAUAAUAGAUACUUGUGAUUGUUAUCGUCGGAAUCUGUCUAAUGUAGAUGGUUUAUGAUCGAUUAAGAAUUAAUAUGUCGCAUUUGUUGACCUUGAGAAUGCCGCUUUUAACGAUGGGUUGAGUUCGAGGAUUGAGUUUUUGUAGAGUGGUAACAAAGUGUGAGAAUUUGGAUUUGAUUUUUGUAGUGGAAGUUAAGAUGGAUCUUCAAAAUUGUAAGGAGAAAGAUAUUGAAGUUGAUGUUGAAAGUGGAUUGGCACUAAUUGAAGAUAACUCGAGGAGAGUUUCUAAUUCAAUCACUGCAAAGCAAGGAAAGAUGUUAUUCGCUCAAUUUUCCGGUGAGUUUGUUGGGGGUUUUGUUAGAGGUGAAGUUGGGCCGAGUUCAUAUUUCAAUGAAUCGAAUUUAAGUGAAGUUUCGUUGGAUGUGAUGAAAGUGGUGAACAAGGUUCCGGUGAAGGAGAAUCAUAAAAAGGCGAUGAAUAAAAAGGCUGCCAAACCUCCGAGACCUCCGAAGGGUCCGUCAUUAGAUGAAGCUGAUUUUAAGUUGAUCAGGGAGUUAUCUGAACUUGCAGCGUUGAAGCGUGCAAGGGUGGAGCGCAUGAAAGCGUUGAAGAAAAUGAAAAAUGGUAAACCAGCUUCGUCCAAUGGCGCCAGUGCAUUGGCCCUGAUGUUCACCGUUAUCUUCUUCGUUGUGAUAAUCUUCCAAGGCAUGUCAUCUGGGAAAAGCUCAGUGGCAAGUUUCCAAGGGUCACCUCUAUCUAUAUCAGGAGGAGAAGGAGGAGCAGAAGAAGGUUUAAUUUCGGUUCGAUACCAACUCAAUCCAUCAAGCGAUUCAAACGCACCGGGUUCAGAGUCCCCCAAUUUUGUACAGCGGAUAGCAGGUUCAGAUUUGAAUGAAAAACUGAGGAGAGAUUAAGGUUAAUGCAAUCUUUAAGAACAAAAAGAAUGUCAUCAUCAUCAUCACUUGUGUAUUUUGAGAAGAGAUGGCUUAGUUUUAUUGUGAUUCUGAUACAAACAUUUCUUUGUCUCUCAAUAAUUAUCAAUUAUUAUUUAUGUGUUGGUAAUUUUUCCCUUUA